This is a messenger RNA of Drosophila elegans, 2461 nucleotides long. It is a transcript of the gene Gas8, whose product is annotated as dynein regulatory complex subunit 4. Gene Ontology annotation, cellular component: motile cilium; microtubule; Golgi apparatus. Gene Ontology annotation, molecular function: microtubule binding; small GTPase binding. NCBI's taxonomy places the organism in Eukaryota, Metazoa, Arthropoda, Insecta, Diptera, Drosophilidae. Gene Ontology annotation, biological process: cell motility. The record is from RefSeq and is a predicted model, not a curated record. The transcript has 5 exons. The coding region runs from base 314 to 1753 and encodes 479 amino acids.
AACUGUGAAAAUUCCCCCCGAUUUUUUCCGUUUAUUGCAGUACUUUCCCUUUGGGUCCCCGGAAAAUAAUCGAGAGAAGAGAGCGCCAAAAAAACAGCGUUUCAACCUUUAACCUUUGCUUUUGGUUGCCCGGUUACCCACACACACAUACACCAACACCAACACCAACACCCGCACAUUGUCAACCGCUUUAUCGAUAUCGUGUGUUUUGUUGUUGGACGGCAGGACAUCGGCGGUUCAGUUGGCAGGAAAAGUCCGGAGUGUAAAAGUCCUUUUUUCAGCAGAAGAAUCGUGAGGGAGAACCGGCAGCAGAAUGCCGCCGAAGGGUAAAAAGGGCAAGAAGGGCAAAAAAUUGCCAGUGCUCAUCGAUGGAGUGGACACCUCGGCGAUGACCCGCGACCAGCUGGAGGCCUUUGCCCUCCGGCUGAAGGCGGAAAUGGAUCGGGAGCGGGAGGAGCGAAACUACUUCCAGUUGGAGCGGGACAAGAUCCGCACUUUUUGGGAGAUCACGCGCCAACAGCUGGAUGAGACCCGCUAUGAGUUGCAGCAGAAGGACAAGGAGAUCGAAGCCACGCAGGAUCUGGCGGACAUCGAUACCAAGCACGUGAUGCAGCAGAUGAAGCACCUGCAGUUCGAGAACCACAACAAACUGGGCGAGGUGCGGGCCGAGGCGAUGACCCAGCUGAAGCUGGCCCAGGAGCACCAUGUCCUGCAGGAGAACGAGCUGCUGCGGGACAAGCGCCACCUGCGCAGGAUCAUCCGGGAGAAGAUGGAGACGAGCGAGAUGCAGCUGCGCCACUUGGAGGCCAGCUUCAACGAGAAGCUGCUGGAGCAGCGCAUCACGUUCGAGCGCGAGCGCAAGGACAACGAGAUGCUGCACGAGGAGAAGAUGGUCGAGCAGAAGGCCAAGCUGGACCUGUUCUACGGCACUCAGAUGUUCGAGGUGGAGGAGCGCAAGAACCAGCAGAUCAAGGACCUGCAGGACCACCACGACCUGGCCUUCAACGACAUGAAGAACUACUACAACGACAUCACGCUGAACAACCUGGCGCUGAUCGGCAGCAUGAAGGAGCAGCUGGAGCAGCUGCGCAAACAGGCCGAGCGAUCCGACCGGAUUGCGGCGGACACGGCGGCGGAGAACCGGCGGCUGAAGGAGCCGCUGGAGCACGCCAACCUCCAGCUGAACGAGUUCCGCCGCAAGCUGGAGUUCUACGAGCGGGACAAGCAGCAGCUGAGCCGCCUCAAGGUGCGCAACACGCGGCUGGAGAAGAAGGUCAAGGGACUCACCUGGGAGGCGGAGACGCUCAUCCUGCGCAACGACUCGCUGGUGGCGGAGCGCGAGGGCCUCAAGGAGCGCUUCAACGACGUCAUCGUGGAGCUGCAGCAGAAGACCGGCCUGAAGAACGUCCUCCUGGAGCGCAAGAUCGCCGCCCUGAUGCGCGAGGGCGAGAAGCGCAGCAUCGUGCUGCACGAGACCAUCGCCACCUGUGCCCCCAACUACGCCGAGAAGCUGGCCGGCCUGGACGAGCGCGUGGGCAACGUCGUCGACCAGAAGAACAAGCUCAUCCUGGACCUGCGCUACGAGGUGGCCAAGGCCCGGAAGGCCCACGACGACCUGCUCGAGACCUACGAGUGCAAGCUCAAGCAGCACGGCGUGCCCGUCGACGAGCUGGGCUUCAAACCGCUCAGGGAGCGCGACCAGAAGCAGCUCUACAUCUGCGGUCCGGCGGGAAUCGUCACGGACAACAAGUAGUAUUACACAAUGAUUGAAGGACCAAAAAUCAAGGAGACGAAGAACCGUGGCAGAAACAUUUCAAUUUUGAAACACUGGAAAGAAAACGAUAACUAAUCAAAUCACAAUAGUAAGUCCCUAAAAGAUCUUAGAGGCGACAGUCCACAAAAGUAUUAUAAAAAAAGUUGAGGGGUUUGAAAACCCUAACUUAUCAAAAGCAGAACUAUAUUAUACCCCAAACGGACAGUCCCCAAAAGAAGUAUUAUUAGACGAUUUAUUGGAUCAACAAUCAAAAAAAAAACAAGGUGGCGAAAAAGAUUUUAGUUAGAAAGAGAAAACCAGACCACAAUAAAUCAAAAGCAAUAUAAGGUUCAAAGAAGGAAAAGGAAAAUAAAGGAUCGAAAAUUAAAAGCAUCAAAUGAAACAAACAUUCACAAGGCUCUCUUCAAAAAUAGCGCUUUAAAAAAAGAUAACACAAAAAAAAGGGGAUGCAAAAUAACAUUAAAAGCGAAGAAGAUCAAAUGCAAAAAAAAGCUAAGAACCCAAAAACAAAUCCCGCCUUCAGAGCCCCCAGUAAAUUAAAUUGUAAUAGUAAUAGUGCUGUUCGGAUCAUUCAGAAUUAAUUCAUUGCCUAGUUUUGUGUGUUAGAUUCUACACAAUCAUGUAAUGUUUACAAAAUUCUGGAACAUUUAGUGGAAAAACAAUUAAAAAAAAGUUUGCAUUACAAAA